UUUCUCGCGAGUGAAUAUUGUGUGAGUGCAACAAGGAAAUCUGAGAGGAAGAGGAGGACUGGGAGGCAUCGGACAAUGGCGGAGCAACCACGCGAUCUCGACAAGAGUACACGCACGAAACAGUAUAUAACUACGUCGACUACUAUCCCGCCUCUUGUACACGUCCCGAACGAUAGUUUGCCAGAGAUACGGACGAGUCCUUCAGGACUCGCAAACCCAACGGCUGGCCACGGCGCCCACGGGAGAAACCCCAGGAACUAUUCUCGAACAGUGAGGAGCAGCGGAACUUCCGAAUCCUGCGAACUGCAACUACCGCAGUUAUCCACGUCGCUGUUUUUGAUAAGGAUAUUAAUAAAGUUUAACACCCAUGGCACUCGCACGAUACCGACAGCGCACAAAGAGGGAGAUAGGGCAACAGAUGCUAUAGGCAGAGAGAACGAAGUUCGGACACCAUCGGGACGUGUAACAUCCCUUAACGUCAUACAGCGGCACGAAUGUGAUUGUCUUCGAGAUUUUAUGUUAUAAUACGUAAGUACAUUUUUGUCUUUCGAUAUAUCAUUUUAUGAAAAUUGAUACAGAAACUGCUAUUGAUUUUCAAACGU
Messenger RNA from Vollenhovia emeryi, 602 nucleotides. RefSeq lists its product as uncharacterized. The coding region runs from base 76 to 525 and encodes 149 amino acids. The transcript is spliced from 2 exons. The record is from RefSeq and is a predicted model, not a curated record. Lineage: Eukaryota; Metazoa; Arthropoda; Insecta; Hymenoptera; Formicidae.